AUGGCCUGGCGUUUUAAAGCAUCAAAAUAUAAGAAUGCAGCACCGAUUGUACCCAAGCCGGAAGCAUGCAUACGUGACAUAUGUGUAGGUUCCUAUCAAACCUAUGGCAAUAAUAUUGCUGCCUCGGCAGCCUUUAUGGCAUUCAAUUGGGAACAUACCGGAUCCAGUGUGGCUGUAUUGCCAUUGGACGAUUGUGGACGUAAAAGCAAAACUAUGCCAUUGUUGCAUGCCCACUCGGAUACGGUAACGGAUUUGGGAUUUUCACCAUUUCAUGAUGGGCUGUUGGCAACGGCAUCACAGGAUUGUAUGGUGAAAAUAUGGCAUAUACCGGAAAAGGGUUUGGAGUCUUCGCUAUCGGAUCCCGAGUGUGUAUUUUCACACAAACAGCGGAGGGUGGAGACAGUGGGUUUUCAUCCCACAGCCGAUGGUUUGCUGCACUCAACCUCGGCCGGUUGUGUGACAUUAUUUGAUUUGACAGCCCAAAAGGAAAUUUAUUCAAAUAAUGAACAUCCAGAGGUUAUACAAUCGGCAAGUUGGCGUCAGGAUGGCACCGUAAUUGCCACCAGCUGCAAAGAUAAAUUUGUACGAAUUUUAGAUUGCCGUGUGAAUGGCUCACCCAUACAAAUGUCCGCCGAAUCCCAUCAAAGUAUUAAAGAUUCCCGUGUUGUGUGGCUGGGAAAUCAAUCUCGUAUCCUAACCACGGGUUUCGACUCGGCCCGUCUACGUCAGGUGAUAAUUCGUGAUAUACGUAAUUUUUCGGUGCCCGAAAAAACCUUAGAAUUAGACUGUUCAACGGGUAUCUUAAUGCCGCUAUUCGAUCCGGACACAAAUAUGCUCUUUUUGGCCGGUAAGGGUGAUACUACAAUCAAUUAUCUAGAGGUCACCGAUAAAGAUCCCUAUCUAAUUGAGGGUCUUCGCCAUACCGGUGAACAGACCAAGGGUGCUUGUUUGAUACCAAAACGGGCCCUUAAAGUUAUGGAGGGUGAGGUAAAUCGAGUGCUACAGCUAACUUCGAAUAUGGUCAUACCGAUUAUGUAUCAGGUGCCACGUAAGACUUAUAGAGAUUUCCAUAGUGAUUUAUAUCCCGAUACUGCUAGUUGCCGUACCGAAUUAACUGCAGCCGAAUGGAUGAAUGGUUCUAAUAUGGCCGUACCGAAAAUGAGUUUGGAUCCUGCCAAACGUGAAUUGGGCGAUGCCCCUGUUGUUCCACGUUUGGGUCCCAAACCCUUCUCCAGCAAUGCAGCAGAUGUUACCUUUGAUAAGGUAUUUGCUGUGCCCGUUGCUCCCGGCUCCCAGGAAAAUCUAUCAAAGUCUGAACCACCUGCAACACAUGAAACUGAUGCAACCUCUCCAUCGGCCAAUAAACCAGAUUUAAUCGUUGAAAUUGAAAUUAAAAAAACCACAACAGAAACCGAUAAUAAUGAGAACAAUGGACUACAAAAAUCGUUAUCUACGUCAGAAAGGCGUAAAAUUUUCGAACAGAAUCACUCAGAAUCAUCGGAAAAUUCAACUGAAGGUGAUGACAAGGCUGAAUCGGAAUUGCGUAGAUUUUCACCAGCCCGCAAUAGCAUUGCAGAAAGACGACGAUUGUAUGAAUUGCAUUCGAAGAGUACCACAGAGGAUAGAGCUCAAUCACCAGUGCCAUUACGCCGUGAAUUAUCCAAAGUUGAUUCAACAAAAUCUGGUUCGAUUGAUAUCAAACGGACCUCAGUGCCAGAAGGUAAAUUGCUGGAAGAGAAACGUCGCAAUUUGCCAACCAAAGAAGUAUGUGAUAAUGGUUCCAGUUCAGCGGCCAUUAAAAAAUCUGCAACUGAAGCUGCCAUCACCACCUCGACCAAGAGAACUUCGACGGUGUUUGGUAAAGUUUCCAAAUUUCGCCAUCUCAAAGGUACGCCCGGCCACAAAUCCACACACAUUGAAAAUUUACGCAACCUAAGCCGUCAAAUACCCGGUGAAUGUAAUGGUUUCACGGCAAAUCAUGAACGUGUGGCCGUACCCCUAUCCGGACCUGGUGGUAAAAUUGCCAUUUUUGAAUUAAGCAAACCAGGACGUCUGCCCGAUGGUGUCAUACCGUCGCUGGUGAAUGGUAACAAUAUCAUGGAUUUCCAAUGGGAUCCAUUCGAUCCAAAACGUUUGGCUGUGGCUUGUGAUGAUGGUAUGGUGAAAUUUUGGCGCAUACCCGAAGGCGGUUUAACCGAACCAACCAACACACCCGAACAGGAGUUGAAUUCCCAUUUGGAUAAAAUCUAUUUUAUACGAUUCCAUCCCUUGGCUCAGGAUAUUCUAUUAACGGCUAGUUAUGAUAUGACCAUUAAAUUAUGGCACAUACCCACCAAGGAGGAGAAAUGCGUUUUGACCGGGCAUACAGAUCAGAUAUUUGAUUUUGCCUGGAGUCCAUGUGGCAAAUAUGGUGCCACAGUCAGUAAGGAUGGUAAAAUACGAAUAUACAAUCCAAGGAAAUCAGAGACACCAAUACGUGAGGGUAAUGGACCAGUUGGUACGAGAGGAGCUCGUAUUGUGUGGGCCUUGGAUGGACAAUAUAUUGUGUGCACAGGAUUCGAUAAAGUUUCCGAACGUCAAAUCAGUGUCUACAAGGCUGAUAGUUUAAAUGCCCCACUAAAUACAGCCAGUCUAGAUGUUUCACCAUCCAUUCUCAUACCCUUCUACGAUGAGGACAGUUCGACUUUAUUUGUCACGGGCAAGGGAGAUUCAACUAUCUAUUGUUACGAAAUAACCGACGAGGAGCCCUACAUAUGUCCACUGUCACAUCAUCGCUGUACAUCAUUACAUCAGGGGCUAAGUUUCCUUACCAAGAAUCAUUGUGAUGUGGCAAGUGUUGAAUUUUGCAAAGCUUAUCGUUUGACAAACACAACAAUUGAACCAUUGAGUUUUACAGUGCCACGUAUUAAGAGUGAAUUAUUCCAAGAUGAUUUGUUCCCACCAACCCGUGUCACUUGGUUGCCCACAAUGACAGCCGAAGAAUGGUUUAUGUCGAACGAUAAGAAACCGAAAAAGAUUAGUUUACAACCCGAAGGCAUGGAUACAUGUAAUCCAGUGUCAUCCAUACAACCGGUGGUUAGUCAACAAACUAAACGUACAGAAAACGUUACAACUUCAAAUGAACAUUUCACAAAUAAAUUUGAUACGGAUAGAAUUAAGCAAAAAGAGAUACAAAAAUCGGUUAGUGCACGCAUGGAAUAUAACACCAAAUUGGAGCAAGACGAUAUGGAGGGUGUGGAUGAAAAUGAAUGGCAAGAUUAAGUAUUUUCUUUUUUUUUGUUCUAUAAAAUUGACUUUUUCAU
Musca vetustissima is the source of this 3302-nucleotide messenger RNA. It is a transcript of the gene pod1, whose product is annotated as coronin-7. The record is from RefSeq and is a predicted model, not a curated record. NCBI's taxonomy places the organism in Eukaryota, Metazoa, Arthropoda, Insecta, Diptera, Muscidae. The coding region runs from base 1 to 3261 and encodes 1086 amino acids. Gene Ontology annotation, molecular function: protein binding. The transcript is spliced from 11 exons.